UAGAGGAAGCUUUUCCUCGUUCACUCCCAUGAAAAUUCGUCCAUCCUCCUUCUCUCUCAUUUUCUCGAAAUUCUUCCUUCCUAUUCCCAACAUUUAUCCUGCAUUAUCUUCUUAUUUUUCUUAAAUUUGUUCACCUGUUCCCGAGAACCACGUGCUUUUUCAAACCGCAGAACCACACGUGUUGUUCAUCUUUAAGAGAAAAAAAGUCGCCCUGUUAUUCAAUAAGUUGUGUACUUUCGGAAAAUUUCCGUCUGUAUACGGUGAAAAUGUCGUUCUUCUGUCUGAUGCAGGAAUUUUACAAAUAUUUCUUCAAAGGAUACUGAUGCAUUAGCAGCAAUACGUGAUAGUGGAUUUAUCAGGCCAUUAAAGUGUGUCGCACCAGUCAGCGGAAGGAGCGCCCUCGCCCACUGCAUCAGCCACCAUGGAUACCUCAUGGGCUAGCCUGAAGGUGAAGCUGAUCCCCCCGAUCAUGAGCACCCUGAAGGACUUCAAGUUCAAGAGCAUGACGCCGGUGCAGGCGGCCUGCAUCCCGAUGCUGCUCAGCCACAAGGACGUGGUCGCCGAGGCCGUCACGGGCAGCGGCAAGACGCUGGCCUUCCUGAUCCCGGUGCUGCAGAUCCUGGAGAGGCGCGAGCAGAAGUUGAAGAAGCACGAGAUCGGCGCCCUAGUGGUGUCGCCGACGAGGGAGUUGGCCACUCAGAUCCACGAGGUGCUGCAGGGCUUCCUCAAAUAUCUCCCCGGGCGCACGUCCAUGCUGGCGGUGGGCGGCUCGUACCCCAGCGAGGACAUCGACCGCUUCAAGGCAAACGGGGCGCACAUCCUCAUCGGGACGCCCGGGAGACUGGAGGACCUGCUUGGCCGCCAGAUAAGUGACUGCGGGAGCUUCGCGGACGGCGUGCGCGCCCUCGAGGUGCUCAUCCUCGACGAGGCGGACAGGCUGCUGGACAUGGGCUUCCACUCCACCAUCAGCACCAUCAUUGCCUACCUGCCCAAGCAGAGGAGGACGGGCCUCUUUUCGGCCACGCAGACCUCGGACGUCGUGACUCUCGUCAGGGCAGGCCUCAGAAACCCAGUGCAGGUCAAAGUCAAGGAAAAGGACGCCACGGGUGACGAAAGGACGCCCAAAAGUCUCAUGAAUUUUUACAUGGAGUGUGAACCUGAUAAGAAAUUCGCAACCCUGCUCGCGGUCUUGAGGGAGAAGAGGAGUGAGAAGUGCAUGGUGUUCUUCCCCACGUGUGCGUGCGUGGAGUACUUUACGAUUAUUCUGAAGGAGACCUUGAAGAACAUGAAGAUCCUGUCCCUGCACGGCAAGAUGAAGGACAAGAGAUUCAAGAUCUUCGACGAGUUCCGUUCCCUGGCGAGCGGCGUCCUGCUGUGCACGGACGUGAUGUGCCGCGGCGUGGACAUCCCCCGCGUGGACUGGGUGAUCCAGUUCGACCCGCCGUCGUCCGCCACGGCCUUCGUGCACCGCUGCGGCCGCACCGCCAGGAUCGGCAACGAGGGCAACGCCAUCGUCAUGCUGCUGCCCUCGGAGACGGACUACGUGGAGUUCAUCCAGAUCAACCAGAAGGUGACGCUGCGCCGCCUGAAGCCGCCCGCCGAGGUGCCCGACCUGCACUGGCCACUUUAAGAUGCGGA
This is a messenger RNA of Penaeus vannamei (Pacific white shrimp), 1638 nucleotides long. RefSeq names its product ATP-dependent RNA helicase DDX55. Gene Ontology annotation, cellular component: nucleolus. The record is from RefSeq and is a predicted model, not a curated record. Gene Ontology annotation, molecular function: nucleic acid binding; ATP binding. Lineage: Eukaryota; Metazoa; Arthropoda; Malacostraca; Decapoda; Penaeidae.